AUGGCCGACGCAUCGAGACGGACGGGAUCUAAUCGGGUCCAGACGUUCCCAGGGCCAGCCACAACGUCUUGGAACCUCCAGCGCCCAACGUUGCCAUGCUGCGGGGCCUGGUUCAAGAUCUCGCUGCUCAGGAAACCCGUAGACGAAGCUGGGAGAGGUGACGGGCCUGUGAGUGACUCUGUUGGCCAGCUCGUCGACCCCCGUCCUCCUGUGGAUCCACAAGCUUUCUUGCCGGCACCCUCGCCAGGCGGAAGGCAGACGAGAUGCGAGCUUCUCAAAGGGCCAGUAGCACAAGGGACGAGGAAGAGUCAGGCUCCGAGGAGCAGGCUGCAGAGGGUCCAGCUGCCAAGAGGGCUCGAAGCAGCCAAGGAGGGACAAGCGGGCAGGCAGGCAGGGGCGGGCGGGGAGGGCACAUAG
Cryptococcus wingfieldii CBS 7118 is the source of this 417-nucleotide messenger RNA. RefSeq lists its product as hypothetical. The transcript has 5 exons. The record is from RefSeq and is a predicted model, not a curated record. Bases 1 to 417 code for a protein of 138 amino acids. NCBI's taxonomy places the organism in Eukaryota, Fungi, Basidiomycota, Tremellomycetes, Tremellales, Cryptococcaceae.